CUAAAAGUUGGACCACAGCCAUAGUCGAGCUUUAUCUGUCAUCUCAGCCCAUUGCUUCUGCCAAGACUGGCAUACAGGAUCUCUGACCCAAUAGCCGUAUUCUUUCAGGGGUCGGCCCGCCAUAAGACGUCAGGAAGAGCGUCUUGGUAUACCACUGCCAGGGGAGAGAGCGAGAGAUGAGCUCCUGGGCGGCAUACGAGCCCCUCGGGCAACACCCCAACUCUUCAUCGCAGCGCAGCAACGGCCCCCUACAUCUCCUCAUCACACAUGUCCCUCCGCUACUAGCCGCCGCACUCUGUGUAGUCGCACUCGUCUUUAGCGUCUUACCUCCCACGGGUCCGAUUGCCUUAGGGGAAGCAGACCCUUGGUUGAAGGCCAUCAAACCACUUCCGCCUUCGGCAAGGAACACUCUCGCCUUAUCAGAGUCCGUCUGUGCAAAGGAGUUCCCACUCUUAUACCCGCAGCUGGAAGAACUCAAACAGUAUUGGAAGCUGAGAGGAGGCAUAUCCAAGCACGAUGUAGACCAAUUGGAGCGAGCUGCGAAUGGACAAAACAAUUGGGGCUGGGCCAGAGUGAUCAUUAGGGAUGGCAAAGUGUACAUACGCUCGCUGCGUAAAGGAGUCGAUACGCGCCUUACUGCCAUACUCAUGCUCCUACACGAUGCUGUAAGUGCAGACCCCGAAUCUUCUACUUCGGGAACCACGGGAGAGCCUCUCCCACCAAUCGACCUAAUCAUGUCAGUGGGAGAUAAAGAAGGCUUCCCAGGAGCCGAAUCAGGUCCUGCUUGGGUCCUUGCAAAACUUCUAGCCGAUCAAAAAACAGAGGGCAAUUGGCUCUCUCCAGACUUUGGCUUUGCUGGCUGGCCAGAAGCUCGAGUUCCGAGCUACGCGGAAGUAGUGGACCUUAGUAGGCAGGUGGAACAAAAGGUGGGGGGCUGGGCAGGCAAGGAUGAUAGGGCCUUUUGGCGUGGCUUCGUCAAUUGGUAUCCCAUCCGCCACGACCUAUUGAACCGCACAAAGGCCGCUUCUGCCCUGCCUGCAAACCAUCCCGAUGCCUGGGCCGACGUCUUCCAAACGACUUUUGGGGCGCAGAACUCAGCAGAGUAUAAGCCUCUCGUACCAUUACAGGAUCACUGUUCCCGCAAGUACCUGAUCCACUCCGAGGGAAAUUCUUACUCGGGAAGGAGCAAGUACCUGUUCAGCUGUCAUUCGGUCACAGUUGCUCACAAGAUGGAAUGGACACAACAUUUUCAUCCGGCACUCGUAAGCGAUCCGCUCUCGCCCGCACAGAACUACGUGCAGGUCACCGGACCCUUGUUCGAGGGGUUGGAAGAGGCGAUCAGGGCAAUGUGGGAGGCGGAAGGAGAUCCCAAGGCUAAAGGGGUUGAAGGUUGGUGGCACAAGGCGAGUGAAAAGAAUAUGGUGGGGUGGCUCCCACCUGAAAAGAUUGCGGACAAUGCCAGGGACUCGUUGAGGGACCGAUAUCUCACUCCAGCAGCCACUGCCUGCUACUACAGAGCAGCCCUGCGCGCCUAUGCGUCUGUACAAAACCACUCUACCUGGAGCCCCACCGGCCCCUUUCCAAAACCAGGAAAUGGUGUCCCCCCACUUCCAAAUGCUACCAAUGUCGAUGUGCCCAACAAAGUGGGCGAUUCGGGCGGUGUUGGGGAUAUUACCUGGGCUAGUUGGACUCUGACUAGGGGCACGGCAGAGGGGGAUCGGGGAAAGGAGAGCGAUUGGCCGCCACCUGAAGCGGCAGUGGUGGGUACGGGCAAGACGCCAGUGCUCAGGCAUUGACGAAAUGGCAAGCAUCGAGCCAGCGGGCAGCAACAGUGGCAACUCCAGAGGUGGGGAGGAGGGUCAGAGCUACGCAAAGUCAGGGCUAGGGCAGGUAGGCAGACGAGGUCAUGGCAAUCUGUCGCCGAGGUGCUAGUGUACAUAUAUUGUGAUGCAGAUAGAACGAAAUUCUAUCUCCUCGUCGAUCUCCUUCUGAU
Messenger RNA from Microstroma glucosiphilum, 1993 nucleotides. RefSeq lists its product as hypothetical. The record is from RefSeq and is a predicted model, not a curated record. The transcript is spliced from 3 exons. Bases 177 to 1796 code for a protein of 539 amino acids. Lineage: Eukaryota; Fungi; Basidiomycota; Exobasidiomycetes; Microstromatales; Microstromataceae.